UAAAAAAAAGUUGCUAAGGCUAAAAAGACGUUGCUAAGGUAACGGAUAUAACUGUAUACAACAACAAGACUAGCUUGUUAGCAACUAUCUGCCUUUUUUCUUUUACCUAUAUCUCACACUCACACGCCAUGGAGGAGUCAGAUACAUACUUAAUACGACCUAACUACCAGCACAAGUUUAAGACAGCUAUUGUAAAGGAAUAUAUUCGGGAAAUAGUGAGAGAUCGGCUCUCUGGAGUUCAGUAUGACCCACAGGAAGUGGCCAAGCUGUCCUCUUCACUGGCAGACUGCAUUAAGGACAAAGUGAAGAAUGCAGGAUUUGACAGAUAUAAACUUGUUGUGCAAGUAGUCAUUGGAGAGCAACGGGGUCAAGGAGUCAACAUGUCCUCCAGGUGUUUUUGGGAUGCUGACACCGACAGCUAUGCAGAAGAUGUUUUCAUGAACGACAGCUUGUUCUGUGUGGCAGCAGUUUUUGGAAGCUAUUACUACUGAGGACUAAAGUAUGGAUGGAAGAGAAAUCACUCAUGAAGUUAUGUGAGGGGAACAUUUGGGAGACAGCCUGCUGUUAGCUUUUCUUUUUCUGAGGUAUUUAAGAAUGUAACAGCUUCAUUGUUAAGAGAUAUUUAUCACUUCUUCUCUGAAUGGCAUCUGAGCUGCUGAAGAAUCUCUGUGGGAGUAGAAGACUUGACAAGAUGGUUAUUCUUGAAUCAGACCUCCUAUUAUGGUGUGGCUAAUUUGGGUAUUACCUGAAAAAAAUAUGGCUUUUUUCAGGUCUGAACCAGUCAACACUAAAAAUUGUUAAAAAGUCUUUUCAUAAAAUGGGAUUACUGAACAAGCCACCUGACUCAAUCUAGUAAAACGUCACCUGCAUUAGUAGUUAUUAGGGAUUAAAUGCACAACAGCUCAGGGACAAAACCCUUCAGUGUCUUUGGUUAGACACUGAAGCUACAGCAGAGGUCAGUAUUUGUCCAAUUGUCUGCAUCACUUAUUCAUUCAGUUUUUAAACAAAUAUUUAUCACAGUCAGAGCUUGACAUGUCUUAGGGAAAAUCUUUUGCAUGCCAGUUUGAUAUUUAUUUAUUUUUCCUUGAAAGUAACUGGCUGUAAUAAUAAAAAAAACUUAUUUCAUUGUUCAUAGCAUUUUAUUAUAUAUAUGUUCCAAGCUGAAAUGUUGAGUAUUUGCAGAUCUUUUCUGAAUAAACUAAAUGUAUACUGAAAACUUCUUGAAAUUGGUAAUUUAAAUCAAAUUCCUAUUUAGGGAAUUAUGCCUGGCUUAAAAAGAAGACUGAUAACUGAAGAGAAUUGACAACAGAAAUUCAAUAGAAAUGUUUCUUUUUAAGUAUAACUGUCACAGUUUUUCCAUAAUUUUGUGAUAGCUUAAGCUGAUCUUGGUUAUAUCUUCAUGCACCUGUAUGAAAGCAGUAGAAGAAACAGAAAUGUCACGUGCCCACUGAUAGAAUUGGCUUUCUGAGUUUAUAUCCUUUUAAUGGCAUCAUCUCACUGUGUACCUGUCCCUACCUGUUUAUGCCAUGUCUGCAAGACUGUCAUCCUUCAUACCAGUGAAUUGUAAAAUGAUUAUUCUCAUACUGUAAAGUAACUGUUGCUGGAAUCACUGACUUCAGUUUUUUGUAUGACAAUCAUCAACUAAAACUCAGAAUUACAGCAACCC
Molecule: messenger RNA, 1666 nt
Organism: Melanotaenia boesemani (Boeseman's rainbowfish)
Lineage: Eukaryota; Metazoa; Chordata; Actinopteri; Atheriniformes; Melanotaeniidae
Gene: dynlt2b
Product: dynein light chain Tctex-type 2B
Exons: 5
Coding region: 129-491 (120 amino acids)
Biological process (GO): microtubule-based movement
Cellular component (GO): cytoplasmic dynein complex; cytoplasm
Molecular function (GO): dynein intermediate chain binding
Source: RefSeq, a predicted model, not a curated record